Ceutorhynchus assimilis (cabbage seed weevil) is the source of this 1503-nucleotide messenger RNA. Lineage: Eukaryota; Metazoa; Arthropoda; Insecta; Coleoptera; Curculionidae. The record is from the annotation of a GenBank genome assembly.
AUGAGUGUGCACAAGAAAAUUGCUUUCGAUCAUUCAACUGUUAAACUGUUAAAAAACACUAUCGCUACGAACAUUCAAAUGGUAAUGAAAAAAAAAACUAUUCCUACUAAGCAUGAAAAUAAAAGUUCCAGCUGUUCAAAAAAUGAAAUUAUUGAAAAUGAUAAUACAAAUAAUAAAUGUGACGCAUCCACACCUGACAAUAAUUAUUAUGAAGCACCCUCGGAAGUGCCAUCAACUUCUAAAAUUAAUGAAAACUUUGAUAAUAGUAAUAAUGCUGACUUUGUUGUAAAAAAUAUAUCUAGGCUUUACAAUCAUUCAUCUUUACCACGAAAUUUGAUACAAACAAUAAUUGAUAACAGCCAGGAGCUUGUUGAAGAUAUAUUUAACGUUGUAUGCAAUAGAUUAUCAAGUAAUCAAAAUUUUGCUGGAAAAAUUAUAGUGGCUGAUGAAUUUUCAAAGAUAAAUGAAAAAUUUCAAAUGCUUAAAACUGAACACAUGAGAUUUAAAUAUUUUAAAAAUUCAGAAACUUUUCUCAGGCCAAAAUCAUUUUAUAUUGGCACUCGGACCACACUGUCAAAUAUUAGUUCAACAGAAGCUCUUGAAGUUAUUAUCAAAAACGCAGAAGUGAAAAAGAUAUGCCUUAAAACAAAACUCAAACAUUUUUUAGAAUUACCGAAUGUUUAUUCAAAUAUUUUGUUAUUUAUUGAGAAGGAAACUGCAACUCCAGAAGUUUUAAGUAGUGUUUAUCAAGGAGCUUUAUGGAACAAAAUGAAAGCAAAGUUUGGUACCAGAACAGUUUUCCCAUUCUCCUUGUUUUUGAUUGAUGAUUUUGAGCCAUGUAAUUCUUUAGGAUCCAGGGCGGGAUUAUAUAAAGUAGGCGCUGUUUAUAUAUCUCUAGCUUGUAUUCCUCCUGAACAGGCUUCAUCAUUAGAAAAUAUAUUUCUUUCACAGCUCUUCUAUUCGAAUGACAGGUCUACUUAUGGCAAUGAAAAUUUUUUUUCGACACUUAUAUAUGAGCUAAGUCGUGGAGUUAAAGAAGUUUGUGUUUGGAACAAAUUACCCAAUUUUGACGUUACUCAGAAUAUAUAUGUAGAUUUGAUGCAUGAUUUACUAGAAGGUGUCCUUCGCUACGAUAUAGCACUAAUAAUUAACGAUUUGAUUAACAAAAAAAUUUUCACUUUGGAGAAUCUUAAUGAAAGAAUAAAAUUCUUUCAAUUUUCUAAAUGUAACGUUGGUAAUCCAAUGCCUCAAAUUAAGAUGACCCAUUUAAAAAAUAAAUGUAUAGUAAUUUCUGCUGCUGAAAUGCUGUCUUUGACAACUUAUUUUGGAGUUCUCAUUGGCGACUUAGUUCCCAGUGAGGAACCAACUUGGAAAUUUUAUGUAAAAAUUUUCGAAAUGAUGGAAAUUUUACUAAGUCGAUAUUUUACAAAAGUGAAGCUUCAAUAUCUAGGUGUUCUUAUUGAAGAACACCACAAUUCAUUUUUGGAAAUAUUUAAUGAAUAA